AUGGCAUCUCCCUUUACGAUCCAUAUUGGUCCUAGUGACACUGGAUUGUGGAGGAUUCAACAAACUGAAGCAGCAGCAAAGUGCACCUCGCGGCUGCUCCAGCACGAUAUUGAUAACUAUCAUGUUUUCUUCAACGACGAAGGCUUUCAUAACCAUGCGUCCCACCUCAUUCUGGCUUUGUACGGCACCGGGGCUGCAGAACAAACGAUCGAACGAGCCGACGCCGAGUCGAAUACGUACCGUAUACCAGUGAAACGUCUCCGCGAGGACGUUGAAGAUAAACUAGAUGAUUGGUGGCAAGCCAAGCGUUUUCUAGGAAAGCCCGUUUACUAUUCAAACUGGUUACAUUUCUACCAGAAGAAGAUGGAAGAAAUGGGCUGGAAAGCGGUGCUGCAAAAGUACCUAUUCAAUGACAACGAAAGAGGAAUCGACUUGUCAACGAGGAUGUAUAGCAGCUUUGUCCAUCCACUGAUUCAGUUAAUGUAUGGCAUCGAAUGGGAGCAGCCUGCUCUCAUAGCAAUGGGUUUGGCCCAAGCGUCCGUCCACCCAGACGACCUGAAACCUAUGCUCACUGCAGCCGAUACCGAGGCUAAUUCAGAACCAGACCCUUCAUCACCGCUGCCCAGUAUCCUUGAUCUUGUGGAGGCGAUACGAAAUGAUGAGCAUCUGACCAAUUUAGCACCUCCGGAUUUAGUCGACGAUAUCAGUGAAAGAUUGUUUCCGUUGGCUUGGGACCGCAUUCUCUAUUACCUCGCAAAAGUGCGAGUCAAUCCAGAAGAAAUUGGUGUGAAAACGGCAGAGAUGUACAGUACUGUCGUCUACACGGCAGCUGCUGCGGCCAUUCGACCACCAAAGGAACCUAGGUUUGACUUUGUAUUCGUACAUCACAUCAAUGCAUCUCCAAUGCAGGUAUUCAUAAAUGAAAAGUUAUGGAUUCCAGAUACCGUCAAGGGUCGGUGGCUGGAAUGGAAGAUUCGUCUUUUUCUCAUUGAGUAUAUUGCUCGCGGGUGCCCACCACUUGCCAAAGAUUAUUUGGACCAGUACAUGGCUACAAGCAGCAAACCAACUUCAAAAGGUCAGCCUCAUUUCCUCAUCUCUGCAAAGCCAAAAUAUCUGGUAAAAAGCGUUCAACUCCGAUUUUACGACUCUGAUUAUGAUGUAGAGUAUCGAGUUCGCCAUGCUCAAACCGCAAAGGACGAUGGUCAUAUCAUCAAACUAAUUCGCGCCCUUCGUAUUGGCCAAAUGGCCUGUCGAGGCUACGAACAGAGGCCUGGUAUACAUAUCAAGGGCGACGAAGCAUGGGACCGCAUUGAGCAACUUGUCAUCGAUUCAAUCGGAACCGGUGGAGAUUUCUCAAACAAGUGGGUAUUGAACACUGGAUUUGAGGAAGCUUGGAAGGUCAAUCAUAUUCUAUCUAGGCUCAAUACCGAGCUGACCAAUUUUCUAGACUAUACCUGA
Molecule: messenger RNA, 1458 nt
Organism: Talaromyces amestolkiae
Lineage: Eukaryota; Fungi; Ascomycota; Eurotiomycetes; Eurotiales; Trichocomaceae
Exons: 5
Coding region: 1-1458 (485 amino acids)
Molecular function (GO): oxidoreductase activity
Source: RefSeq, a predicted model, not a curated record